Molecule: messenger RNA, 3558 nt
Organism: Ictalurus punctatus (channel catfish)
Lineage: Eukaryota; Metazoa; Chordata; Actinopteri; Siluriformes; Ictaluridae
Product: peptidylprolyl isomerase (cyclophilin)-like 4
Exons: 13
Coding region: 64-1488 (474 amino acids)
Biological process (GO): protein peptidyl-prolyl isomerization
Cellular component (GO): nucleus
Molecular function (GO): RNA binding; peptidyl-prolyl cis-trans isomerase activity
Source: RefSeq, a predicted model, not a curated record
UGCUAUAUCGGACACGCGCUUUGGUUCCGCGCAUGCGCAGUCCCGUCUGAAUUUUGAAACAGAAUGGCGGUGUUGCUAGAAACAACAUUAGGCGACAUCGUAGUGGAUUUAUACACCGAGGAAAGACCCAAAGCCUGCUUGAACUUCUUGAAGCUGUGUAAAAUCAAGUACUACAACUACUGCCUCAUUCACAAUGUCCAGAGAGAUUUUAUCGUCCAGACUGGAGACCCUACGGGCUCUGGCCGAGGAGGAGAGUCCGUGUUCUGUAAGCUGUACGGGGAUCAGGCGCGCUUCUUCGAUGCUGAGAAGGUUCCACGGAUCAAGCACAAGAAGAAGGGCACCGUCUCCAUGGUGAACAAUGGCAAUGAGCAGCACGGUUCUCAGUUCCUGAUCACUACUGGAGAGAAUCUGGAUUACCUGGACAGUGUUCACACCGUGUUUGGGGAGGUCACAGAGGGCAUGGACGUCUUGGCAAAAAUCAACGAGGCAUUCGUGGACAAAGACUUCAUUCCGUACCAGGACAUCAGAAUAAAUCACACGGUCAUUCUGGACGACCCGUACGAUGACCCUCCUGACUUGCCGGUGCCGGAUCGUUCCCCCGAGCCCACGAAAGAGCAGCUGGACAGCGGCCGUAUCGGAGCUGAUGAAGCGAUAACUGAUGCUGAAGGGAAGGACGCAGAGGCGCUGGAUGAACUGAUAAAAGAGAAGGAAGCAAAGACGCAAGCCAUUCUGCUGGAGAUGGUGGGCGAUCUGCCCGACGCAGACGUCAAACCCCCAGAGAACGUGCUGUUUGUGUGUAAGCUGAACCCGGUCACCACCGACGAGGACCUGGAGAUCAUCUUCUCUCGCUUUGGCACAAUCCAGUGCUGCGAGAUCAUCAGGGACUGGAAGACGGGCGAGUCUCUGUGCUACGCUUUCAUCGAGUUCGAGAAGGUGGAGGACUGCGAGAAAGCGUACUUUAAGAUGGACAACGUACUGAUUGACGACCGACGCAUCCACGUGGACUUCAGCCAGUCUGUGUCCAAGAUCAAAUGGAAGGGCAAAGGUGGGAAGUACACUAAAGAUGAUUUCAGGGCCUAUGAGAAAGACCUGGACAACAAAUCCAAACUGGCUCUAAAAGACAAAGUCAAACCCAAGCAAGAUUCUCGUUACGAUCUCCUCCUGGAUGAGGAAGGGCAGGACGUGGGGCGGAGGGACGACAGGAAGGAGCGGGAGAAGAGGGGCCAGUCGGACGACGAAGACGACAGGAGGGCAAAGAAAUCGAAGGAGGCCGAGCAGAGCUGGAGAGAGCGGAAAGAGAGCAAGCAACGAUCGCGCUCUCGCUCCAGAGACCGUGAGAAGGACAGAUACAGAGAGCGAGACAGGGAGAGGGAUAGAGAGAGGGACAGGGACCACAAGCACGGUAAGCACAAGCAGAAAAGCCACAAACGCGAUCGCAGCCGCAGCCCAAAGAGGUCAAAGGACAAGGAGCGCAGCCGUCAUCGCUGACCCCGAUUUAAAAAAAAAGAAACGAGGACACGGCGUGUACAGCUUCACCGACACGGACUCGUGGUAUUAUGGGAAGACGAUGACAUACACGCACGUUUAAACGUCAUCGCAGAGUGACACUUCUCUGUAUUUGUUUUAUUCACUGUUAAUGCCACAGAACAAACUAAACGAUACCAAUGAAACAGAAAGAUGUGGAACUUAUUAAAUGUUAAUGUGAUUCUAAAUCAGGGUUUUAUUUAUUAAAGAAGCCAUGGGUCUCAAAAUGGUGGAUGGGGGUUUGUUCCAGUUGUGGAAACCACACCAUCUUCAGGAGAGUUGUUUAUAAAUGAUAUAAUGGGUAAGGUGGGUGGAAAGUUCAGAAAUAAAAAUGAAAAAAACCUUCGUCUCCAAUGCCUUUGGAGAACCCCUCUUGCUGUUGUAGGGAUUAUGAUUAGAUCCAAUGACAUGCUUGUUGAUUUUUCAACAUUAAAGGAAAUCAUCAGCUGUGGGAAUGCACUCCUCCUGAUUGACAGGUUUAUCUUAAAACUAAAGAUUUAUACGCUCAGACACCGACUCUUCCUCACUGUAACUGAGCAAUUCUUUGUCUCAUAUGUUCAAAACCCAUCAGAUGAACUGGGUUGAAGGUCUGGGUCAGUAUUGAUGCUCCUUACAGCAAAGCACAAGCCCAGAGCCCAUCUACCUUAAUGCUUAUUUAUUCCUAGAAACAGCAUACUGGGGCCUGAGUGUGUUAAAGUUUGGAUCAUUUCUUUCAAACAGGCAGAUGAGGAGGGCUAAGAGUGGAUCACUGCAACCUUUCAUCUCAAUUAAAUCCCAUUUCAAAGCCCUCACUCUGGCCACUGGGGUAUCAGAUGCCCCUUGUUCCCUGGUGUAAUCACUCAGAGUUUAUCAUCUUUAAUUGCAUAUUAAAGAAGCUGACAUUUAAACUUGGACAUGUUUUCAUUUUGAUUUAAAGGUCUAAUAACUAUUUAUGAAGCAAUUGCAUCUCCAGUACGAGAGAGAGUUUUUCAUAUUGCUGUCAAACUGUGGCUCAUGUCACAUCGUACGAUACACCCUGUGUUUCAGCAACGAGGCAAAUAAAUACAGUGAGGGAAAGAAUUUAAAUAAUUCACAGCAAACAGUUGACAUUUAUUUAUUUGUCUUUAAUGCAUCAAGCUCAUAGUACAGAUAUUUAGCACAUCUUGAUCAACCAAGGAAAUAGCAAGAGAAUCAAAAUAGCAAAGUUUCCCUUUCCCCCUCAACAUCCAGAGUACGGUCACGCACCAAGCCUUCCUCCUCCGAGUGCAGAGGGGAAAAUAUUUAUAUAUAUUUAAAAAAAAAAAAAAAAAAAAAACCCCACCCACAUCCGAUCCAAUUCAUCCACCUCAGAAUCUACAGUGAGGAUCACUGAGGGGGAAAGUGGGCAUGAAAGAAGGACAAAAAUGCAGUUGGUCCACAUAAGGUGUGGGAGAGGAAAGAAAGAAAGGGGGAGGCACUGUCCUAAACUACGCUUGUGGAAGCUUAGAAAAAUAUUCACUCAAGACUCGACUACUUCCUGCUAAGAAAUGGUCCAUCCACAUGGAAGAUUAGUUUAAAACCUUUCCCCUCAGUCAGACUGGUAGAGGCGCUGUGAGGAUUUUAAAGAUGUUCUGAUAUGCGAGAGGCUACACAUCUUCACUGUACAGAACGUUUUGCAGCUAGGCCCUGUUAAUUAAAAGUACACAUUUGAAUACUUACAUACAAUCAAAUUCCAGCAAAAAAUUAGUUUUUUUUUUUUUGCACAUUCGGCUGUUUCUAAAGUCGAACAGACGGGUAUAACGGUUUAAAAUACACGAGUAUCGGCUCAGGACCUCACGCUAAAUGCUCAAACCCCUCCCCAAUAAUCGGUUUCGAUGAGCGCCAGGGCUCGUGUUUUGGGAGGUCGUCUCGUUUCCCUGUCCGGCAGCAGUACGAGACGGUCACGCUCUCUGGCCGGAGAGGCUUCGUGAGAUUCGCCGGCGUGCCGAACGGGGAAAUAGAGUCCUCAAAAACAAACAAUUCAGCAGCUCUGACCACUCCCUGGGAAAGGUUUUUGAUUUGAGAAAGAAUCCAAAA